This is a messenger RNA of Peromyscus eremicus (cactus mouse), 1770 nucleotides long. Its product is annotated as STAM-binding protein-like. Gene Ontology annotation, molecular function: metallopeptidase activity; K63-linked deubiquitinase activity; protein binding. The transcript has 4 exons. The coding region runs from base 251 to 589 and encodes 112 amino acids. Gene Ontology annotation, biological process: protein K63-linked deubiquitination. NCBI's taxonomy places the organism in Eukaryota, Metazoa, Chordata, Mammalia, Rodentia, Cricetidae. The record is from RefSeq and is a predicted model, not a curated record. Gene Ontology annotation, cellular component: cleavage furrow; endosome.
CUUAUCCUCUGUGCCUUCAUACAGUUCCCAGCAAAGCACUGGAGCAGUUAAGGUGGAGAAACACUGAGGUGAGGGAGAAGGAUGAGAGUCAUUCACUGGGGUGGGGGCUUCACUUACUUGUGUUAUGAGAGAGUGGGUUGACAGUGCCAGGGAAUUGUAACAAGUUGUUUUCUCUUGGCAGGAAAAGGAAGAAUACCACAUCAGUCAUAUUAUAAUCCCGGAUCAGGAGGGAGAGUCUAAUUACUGUUCCAUGGAGAACGAGGAGGAACUCCUUUUUAUUCAAGAAGAGCUGGGGCUUCUCACCUUAGGUUGGAUUCAUACCCAUCCAACCCAGACAGCCUUCUUGUCGAGUGUGGAUUUACACACUCAUUUUUGCUAUCAGAAGAUGCUCCCAGAAUCCAUUGCAGUGGUGUGUGCACCCAAAUAUAAACAAGUCGGAAUUUUUACAUUAACCUCUUAUGGAUUAAAAGAAAUAGCACUCUGUCCCCAGAGAGGAUUUCAUUCUCAUAAUCAGGACUCAGCUCUCUUCUGUGACUGCAGUCACGUCACCAUCCAAAACAGCCUGGUGACUGUCACAGAUUUGCGAUGAGUUAAAUCCCACACACCUAAAUCAGUGGGAGACUGUGUGUGUGUGUGUGUGUGUGUGUGUGUGUGUGUAUUGUGCGUGUGUAUUUUGUUUAUAUGUGAGUGAAUGUAGGAUGGUGUAUGUGUAUAUGUAUAUGUGUUCAAUCUAUGUUGUGUAUGUUACAUCUGUUUCAUGUAUGUUACAUCUUUGUCAUGUAUGUUCACUGGUGUGUAUGAAUGGCACACUGUACUCAUUCACAGAGCCCAGAGGAAGACACUGAUGUGUGCUCUAUUAAUGAAUUAGAAUAGUAUAUCAGUCAUUCAUAAUGACUAGAAAUUGAUUUUAUUAUAUAGUUUACUUGUUAUUAGUUUUAGAUGAUAUUUUCUGGCCAGGAUCCAGUAUAGGAGUAAGGGCCCAAUGCACGCACUUGCUGGCUUGCCUCACCUGCCUCAGGGAGCCUAGAGGACAGGUUGUAAUGCCAAUGCUCACUGUCCUGAAGACAGUCCUCCUGAGUGACCACUCUGGCUACAACACAACUCUAAAGGAUGUUUGGCCAAGAGAGAGAAGACUACUUACCUAAAAAGCUUGUUUUGAAGUACGUAAAGUUCCCUAGCUCUGAUGAACUCACCACUGAGGCUAAUGCUUACAGCAAACUGCAAAUAAAAAUGCUGUCCUGCGCAAGGGAUGCUGGGACAAAUUCACUGCCAGUGACAGUCUGGCCAAAGCAGCUCACCAUGAACUGUGCUCGGGCGCACACUCUCUGCUCACAUUGGCCCUGUCUAGAAAUUUCCCAUAAUUUUCACAGAAACUUGUAUUUUCUUUAUAUAAGUGUGUUUUGAAACAGAUUUGUAGUUUCUUAAAAAUUCUAUUUAGUUCUGUAAUUAAAGUUGAGUUUUGUGUCAAGCUCUUGAGUCUUCCUUCUGAUCAGGAGUCAAAUAACCAUGUUAAGUGAGAGAUGUGAUUGCCAGCUAAUAGGAUUAGUAGGUACUGGUGGGCAACCUUGUCCUAGUUGCCUGUUUCUCCUUUAUUUCCUUUUUCAUUUUUCUGUCUUUCUUAUUUAUUGUGACUGGAUCUCAGUGUGAAGCAAUGUCUAGUCUGAAAUUCACUUUAUAGUCCAGGCUGACCUGGAACUUACAAAAACUCACCUACUUCUGCUUCUCAAGGGUUGGGAUUAAACAUUUCAUUGCUGUGGUUUUAAAUUUUAA